Molecule: messenger RNA, 990 nt
Organism: Hyaloscypha bicolor E
Lineage: Eukaryota; Fungi; Ascomycota; Leotiomycetes; Helotiales; Hyaloscyphaceae
Product: xylitol dehydrogenase
Exons: 5
Coding region: 1-990 (329 amino acids)
Biological process (GO): D-sorbitol catabolic process
Molecular function (GO): zinc ion binding; L-iditol 2-dehydrogenase (NAD+) activity
Source: RefSeq, a predicted model, not a curated record
AUGACAGAAGCACUCACGAACGGUCACUCAGCCAAUGGAAUCACCUCAAAUCGCUCGGUCGUCUGGGUCGCACCCUCAAACGUCGACAUCCAGCACCGUGACGUGAAAGAACUAGGCGAGGAAGAUGUCCUCGUGGAAGUGAUCUCAACCGGUAUUUGCGGCUCGGAUGCUCAUGUCUGGGAAUCCAACCCAGCAAAAGCGCCUCCUGUCCUUGGCCACGAGUCAGCAGGCAAGAUCUCAAAAGUUGGAUCGAAAGUUACGAGCAGGACCGUUGGUCAGCGAGUUGCGAUUGAGCCGGGGUUUGCUUGUAUGAAGUGCGAGUUCUGUAUUCGUGGAAAUCCUAACAUCUGCGCGAAUCUUGCGUAUUGUGGCCAUACUGAAAAUGGCACCCUGACGCAGUAUUUUGUGUGUCCUGCUCACAUGACUGUCCCGAUUCCGGAGUCGGUGUCCUGGCUGGAAGCUGGCUGUAUCCAACCCCUGGCUAUUGCUGUUCAGCUGGGGAGGAGAGCAAAUAUGAGAGCUCAUCAAACCGUGGCAGUCUUUGGUUGUGGCCCACUCGGCUUACUUGUGAUGGCCGUGGCCAGAGCUUACGGGACGAAGAAAAUCAUUACCUUUGAUAUUGAGAAGUCCCGAGUUGAUUUUGCGGUUAAGUACAACGCCGAUAUUGGGGUUGUCUGCCCUUUCAACACUGACAAAGUAGAGCCCUUGGCCUUCGCUACGGACUUCAUGAACAAGAUUAUUGCUGAGCAUGGACUUGGAUCUGGUGUCGACUUGACGAUUGAAGCAACUGGUGCUGAGGCCUGCGUUCAAAUGGCCGUGGUGUUGACGAAAUCAGGAGGCACAUUUAUACAAGCUGGGCUGGGAAAGUCGCUGACUUCGGUUCCGCUUUUCCUCUUCACGGCAAAGGAGCUGAAUAUGAAAGCUAAUGACGCUUUCAAGGCCCAAGCUGCGAGGAAGGAUAUUAAAAUUGUGAUAAUGAACCAAGAAUAA